GUGCUAGUUCUCUUUUGCGGGGGAACCUUAAUCAUGCGCGAAAACCAGGACGGUUCGCUGGUCGUCAACGAUAAAGACAAGGCUAUUGAAUUGUUACUUAAUAUGGAGCCCCGCAUGUCGGAAAUUGCUCAACUCGAUGUACACUACAUUGACAAUAUCGACAGUAGCAACAUGUCCCCGGAACGUUGGGACGAAAUUGGCCGCGUCAUUUACGAUCACUACGAUGACUACGUCGGCUUUGUGAUAACGCACGGUACCGAUACCAUGGCGUUCACCGCUAGUGCGCUAUCUUUUGUGCUGGGCGAUUUGGGCAAACCCGUUACCAUUACCGGUGCGCAUAUUCCCGGGGGCCGCAUCGAGACCGACGCCCGACGCAAUUUCGUCAACGCCGUUAAAGUCGCGACGCUGAGCAAAGCCGGAGUCAUGUUGAUCUUUGAUGGCGACGUCAUUCUGGGUGCGCGGUCGCACAAACUAUCGGAAUCCAAGCUAGACGCCUUUGGUCCCAUCAAUUGGACACUUUUGGGUGAAAUCCGUAUCGACGUUCAUUUCAGCCAGGAUGCCAAAGAACGACACGACCGGCCAUUGCGGUUUCGCCCCGGCUUUGAAACCGAUAUCGCCGUAUUUACCUUGUUCCCAGGCUUUCCUCCCCGAGACAUCGAAAACGCCAUCAAGUGGGGUACCAAGGGAAUCAUCUUGCGGGGCUACGGGUCCGGGAAUAUUAGCUACAUGUACAUGGAUGCCGUCAAGCUUGCACAGACGAAAAAGAUUCCCAUUGUCGUUAAUACGCAAUGCCUCGAGGGAGCGACCUUGAUGCAUAUGUAUGAUGUCGGAAAGCAAGCGCUCGAUCACGGUGUCAUUCAAGCCUACGACAUGAGCACCGAAUGUAUCAUUACCAAACUCAUGUGGGCACUGAAACACGCCGAUAGCUACGAGCAAAUCCGCGGCAUUAUGCACACCAACUAUACCGGUGAACUC
Molecule: messenger RNA, 975 nt
Organism: Phaeodactylum tricornutum CCAP 1055/1
Lineage: Eukaryota; Bacillariophyta; Bacillariophyceae; Surirellales; Neidiaceae
Exons: 1
Biological process (GO): amino acid metabolic process
Molecular function (GO): asparaginase activity
Source: RefSeq, a predicted model, not a curated record